Patiria miniata (bat star) is the source of this 3219-nucleotide messenger RNA. RefSeq names its product poly [ADP-ribose] polymerase 1-like (gene parp1). Gene Ontology annotation, cellular component: nucleus. NCBI's taxonomy places the organism in Eukaryota, Metazoa, Echinodermata, Asteroidea, Valvatida, Asterinidae. Bases 55 to 3129 code for a protein of 1024 amino acids. The transcript has 23 exons. Gene Ontology annotation, molecular function: DNA binding; zinc ion binding; NAD binding. The record is from RefSeq and is a predicted model, not a curated record.
ACGCGGCAUUACACCGCAUGAUCGACAGUGCAGUGCGAAUAUCACACAACGGAAAUGGCUGAAAAGACACAGCUAGCCGAUCUCCCCUUCGUGGUAGAUUAUGCCAAAAGUGGCAGGGCAAGGUGCCGACGAUGCAACAAAAACAUUGAGUUUAACCACCUGCGACUAGGCAGGAUGGUACAGUCGCCAUACUUUGACGGUAUGCAGUCAAAUUGGUAUCAUUUCCGUUGCUUCUGGAGGGCUGCAGAGAACAAAAUGACAUCUGUUAAUGACAUAGCAAGUGUUGAAGCUCUCCGUUGGCAUGACCAGGAAAAGAUACGGGAAUAUGUCAAUUCAUUUGUAACUAAACCAUGGAUAGACAACCGACCCGACUUCGACCCAGGAGACGAAUACAUGUUUUCAAAUAGCUAUUCAUGGAGAUCCUAUGAGUGCAGUGUUUGUCAGGAGUUGGUAGCGAGUCGCGAGUCUUCGAUUGCACGUAGACAACCGGUGCCAGAUGGUAACCAAGGACAGGCAACAGUGACAUGGUACCAUGUACCCUGCUUUGCGCGGCCCGAAACUUUGGCAAGCGUCAACUGGAAGGACACCUACAGAUUGGAAAUGAUAAAUGGGCUUGAACCUUCGGAAGUAGAGCGAAUACAAGGCAUGUUCCCGAAAGUGAAGCGGCAAGCUUCGGAAACCCCAGUAGAUGAGUCAGACUCCAAGACGACUGAACUGGUCGAGCAGUACAAGGAGAAGCUCAAGGCGCAGAGUGAUUUCAUCUGGAAAGUUAGGGACGACCUGCAGAAACAAGUCACCAUUAUCGAAUCGCUACAGGAAAUACUGAGGGUCAAUAACCAGGAGGUCCCAUUUGCUGAAAGCGCGCUACUGGAUCGAGUCACCGAAUGCUUAGUAUUCGGACCUCCGGAGCCGUGCACAGAAUGUGAUGAAGGUCAGCUGGUCUUGUCCACGGGGGGUUAUCGUUGCCAAGGGAAUAUGUCUGCCUGGACAAAAUGCACUGUCUUCACGCAGGAUGUCAAGAGGAGAAAGCUGUUCGUGCCUGACUGUUUGGAGUACUUUUGGCCAGAAUUCCGAUACAAACCGUACAACGGUGGCAAACGCAUCUUCUCCAAAGACACUGUAACUGAGGAAGAUUUGAAUAGUGCGUCCACUUCAACAAGUCCUGAUCUGUCCGACGCAACUACUAGGCCUCGUCCAGACCCCACAAAACCUCUUUUCGGUCUGGAAGUAGCAUCAGCCGGCAAACUGAGCAUUCCAAUCAGCAAAGUCAAAGAAACCAUAUCCAGACUCGGCGGAACGUACACCACUAAAGUCAAGGUCAAUACUGUCUGCGUGAUCAGCACCAAAACGGAGGUGGAUUGGAAAACCCCAAAAAUCAUGCAGGCCAUGGGGCUGGGAGUUCAUGUCGUUUCACAGGACUUCCUGACGGAGCUAGAGAAAGGUGGUGACUUCAUAAAACUGGUACCUGAAUAUAAUAUCGUACCGUGGGGUAAUAACGUCCAAAAAAGAAUCAGUAACAUUGACCCUUUUGAUCGACAUAAGACAUUAUCCACCGGGAAAAGCUCACGGUCUGGGUACAAGAGAAGUUGGGGCUAUCAGAAAGGUUAUUAUAAGAAGAGAAAGUAUUCCAACGUCAAGGAUGUUGCAGGAGGCGUGGGAAAUAAGCAGUGGAAGGGAGGUGCCGCAGCGGCUGUUGAUCCCCACACUGGACUGGCAAACGAAACCCACAUUCUAAAUGAAGACGGCCAGUUGUUCAAUGCUACCUUAGGCGUGGCCGAUGCGAUAACGGGAUCGAACACCUACUACAAGAUUCAACUACUAGAGAGUUAUUUUGGCACGUACUGGUUGUUCCGGGCCUGGGGGCGGGUCGGUACAGAGAGUGGCGGGAACCGACUGUGGGAAUUUGGAGAAGCCAAAUCGCACGCACAGAAGAAGUUUAAGGAGACGUACUUUCAGAAAACCGGCAACCAGUUUGGCAGCGAGAAGUUUGAGAAAGUCCCGGGCAAGUUCUUCCCCGUCGACAUAGAUUACAGAGAAGCUGUCGUUCCCAGAGAGGAAGACAUCGAAGCCUUUCGAGGAUCCCGGCUGCCUUCUGAAAUUCAACACUUGAUGAAACUCAUCUGUGACAUAAAUUUGUUCAAAAUUGCCAUGGCUGAAUUUGAGAUCGACCUGAACAAAAUGCCUCUCGGGAAGCUAUCUAAGCCCCAGAUACAGAACGCGUACUCGGUGCUGACAGAACUUCAGACGUUGAUCGAGACUGGUGAUGCUAGUCGGAGCGCCAUACUGGAUGCAACCAACAGAUUCUACACUUUCAUCCCCCAUAACCUCGGCUUCAAGUCCAUCCCCCUCCUGGACACCCUGGAAGUUAUACAGGAAAAGACAAAAAUGUUGGAUAAUCUCCUGGAGAUAGAGGCGGCAUACAACCUCUUGGUAUCUACUGGCGAGUACUCUCCGAGGACAAAUCCCGUGGAUGUCCACUACGCGAAACUCAGAUGCGCCAUGGAGGUAGUCCCGAAACACAGUGAUGAGUUCAAGAUGAUUGAGACAUACACGAAGAAUACCCACGGUGCCACACACGACUCCUACCAACUCAAAGUGGAAGAGGUUUUUCGAUUGGAUCGUGAGGGCGAAUUCUUGCGCUUUCAACCGUUCGCGAGCAUGCACAACCGAAUGCUGCUGUGGCACGGCUCCAGACUAUCCAACUUCUGUGGCAUCCUGUCUCAGGGCCUCCGCAUUGCACCACCAGAAGCCCCAAAGACUGGCUACAUGUUUGGAAAGGGCGUGUACUUUGCCGAUAUGGUGUCGAAGAGCGCCAACUAUUGUACCACUGGCGUCAACUCGACUGGCCUGAUGCUGCUAUGUGAGGUCGCUGUUGGAAACAUGCACGAGCUGAAAGAGUCAUCUUACAUCACACAGCUGCCGGCUGACAAGCACAGUACCAAGGGUCAAGGCAAGACUUGUCCAGACCCCUCUGGUCAGUUGGUCAUUGAAAAUGGAAUCAUUGUGCCAACGGGACAGCCAGUAGCAUCCGAUGUGUCGGACAUCAGUCUGCAAUACAAUGAAUACAUCGUGUACGACGUGGCACAGAUCCGCAUGAAGUAUCUUAUCAAAAUGCAUUUCUGCGCCUAAUAUGUUGAAUGAGGGGGCGGAUCCUGGAUUUUUUUGCAGGGGAGGGGGUUUCAUCAGCCAAAACAAUGCUGAAAUGUACACAGGUUUUUU